GGUGGUAGGUCGCCAGAUGGUGCGCAUCGUCAGUGGCCCUACAAACCAUUACACAAACAACAACAAGUUUGUUGUUUGACUCACAGCGAUUUUGAUCAUUUCCUCGGAAAAAUCAGAACUUUGGCGAAUCCCUGAAGAAUGUACUGAUAAGUAAGCUCAUGAGGUACACGAAGUGUCAUGAGGUACACGAAGUGUCAGUAAUACCACCUCAUGUUGUGUCAGCCUCAAGUAAUGUGUUGGCACCUAGUACUUUUACCAGUGACAAUAUUUGAGUGUCCAGUACCAUGUUAACACCCAGUACUGUGUCAGUGCUCAGUACUGUUACCAGGACUUGCAGUAGUAUGUCACAAAGUACUGUAGGUGUAAGAAAUACCCAGUACUAUUAAGCUCAUCAUAGUGACAGAAAUGCUAUAUAUUGUCAACAGUAGAAGAGUUACAGCAUACCAGUGUCAGCAGUGGAAGAGUUGCAGCAAACCAGCAUCAGCAAAGCCACCAAGUGAGAGAAAUACUUUGUAUGUGAAUUAUCAACUUUGGAAGUCAUACAUCAUUUAAGUGUCAGGUUUUUAUAUAGUAUCAGUACACUAUCUUAAGAGCCUCCCUAAACAUGCUAUCUACUACAUACCCACUCUUGACAUCCUGUAUAUGCAAAUUCAUUUGGAUAUAUUUGUGCUGCAUUGUCUCAUUGUAUUAAAAGUUUGUUCACUUACCACAUGCACAUGUUGUGUUGACAUGUGCUUAAAAAAAUCACUCUUCAAAGAAAAUGUGUGAAUAUCUAAUUUAAAGUUCAGGAAAUAUUUGUUAACUCCACUGUUGUAUGUAUUAUCUAAUUAUGUAAUAUGCAUGAAUGAUGAAAACUAACAUGUCCUUGGAUGAAGCAAGUCACAACAUUAGAGAUGAGAGAGAUGAUGUUUCAGUCUGUUCUGGGCCAUCAUCAGUGUUAAAUAUGUAUAACUGUUGGAGUUAUCGAGAUCUUAUUAGUUAAUUAACUUUGUUCAGUAGUAUAAUUGCAAGCUAUUAACUGUGUGCUUUACAUUGUCAGGUAAAUAGUCAUCCAAAUUAAAAACUAGAUUCAGUGUAUAGGUAUAUAUCAUCCCUCUUCUUUCCACAUUUUGUAAAAUUAUUUCUUCAUUCAGUCCUUGUGUCCCAUUCUCAGCCAGAGUGUCUGGCCCAAGACCAGGCCUGGGAGUAGAAAAACUUUCUGAACUCAUCAAAGGUAUAUCAAAGGUAGUUUUACUGCACUCCUGUAUGUCAAUUUUGAUUAUGCAAAUUUUUUAUUCAUAGGAUAUUCUUACCUUUUAAAAACAAUAUUUUUCAGUCAGUAUAUGUCUGAUACUUAAUAUUCAUCCAAAUACAGUUUAAUAAUAAAAUGUCCAACAAUUUCUUUGACUUAAUGUGCUAUCAUCUUUCCUGAUUAGUUAAAAUUGAAGUCCUGUAUAAUAACUGUUAAAGGGUAUACUCUUCUUUUAUUGUUAAAGUUUAAAGGUAUAUCUUGCAGUGUGUAGCUGUUAUAAACUGUAGUUUGUGUUUCACACUUUGUAAAGGUUGAGUCUUCAAGGAAUAAUCAUAUUUAUCACACUCGCUACUGUAUCUUUAAUCAUAAAACGUAACAUCUGAAAUUAAUGACUCAGUGAGCAUUGUGAUAUGCAGAUUAACAUAAUCUCUUUAGCACUUAGUGCAUAACACAUUGUGAUAGACCAUUGUGAUAGACCAGUUUACAUCAUCUGGUCAGCAGUAAGAGUAUAACACAUUCAUAUUCAGUCUGAAAUGCCAGUUUACAUGAUCUAGUAAGUGCGAAACACUUAUAUUCACUGUGAUAAGCCAGUUUACAUGUCAUAAUGUAAGUUCAUUCACACUGUAAUGUUAGUUAUCAUUUAGGUUAAAUAAACAUAAUGUCAAUGUCCAGUGCUCUUAAAUAACUUUCAUAACAAUUUAAUCUUUGCAGAGUAUAGCAGUUCAUAGAAAACAUUUGAGGAUUUUGAGCUCUUGAGGUUAUGUAUAGAAUUAUUUUUUAAAUAUAUAAAAGAAAGUAUAUAAUUAUUCAUUGUUAAGUCUAUUUAAGAUAAUUAUUUCUGCAUAAUAUAUAUCAUGUGUAGAUGAAAUUGGUAUUUCGAUUACUCUCACAGUGUUUUUGAAGUGUAUCUUAUGGAUUUUGAGGCAUUAAUUGAAUUCCAGUUCUGAAAAACACCCUUUCAUUCAAAAGAAAAUUGUCAUUGUUAUAAAAUUUGAAAACAUUAGUGUUCAUAUAAACUUAAUAUAUACUGAUAUAUAUUGGUGUACCUUGUUAAAAAAUGUAUAAAAAUAUAAUCCAGGAAAACAUACGAAUAUUUAUAUGGUAGAAGAAUCGUGUCAGAUUGCAAUAUGUCUGAAAAACUUAAUAAGGAAUAUACUGAAGCAAUACAAAUAAGAUUUCAUAAAACAGAUAAAUUAUAUAAAUGUUCAGUGUGUUUAAAGAACUUUCCCAAAAAAUCUUUUUUACUAGCACACAAGAAAAUUCAUAAACGUGAUAAAUCAAAUCGGUGUUCAGUGUGUCUAAAAGCUUUUUCACAUAGUUCAUCUCUAGUAAAACAUUUAAGAAGCCAUACAGGAGAAAAGCCAUAUCAGUGUUUGGAAUGUCUUAAAAGAUUUUCUGAUAGAUCAUCUCUCUUAAAUCACAUAAAAAUUCAUACUGGAGAAAAACCAUAUCAAUGCUCAGUGUGUCUAAAAGACUUUCCAGGAAAGUUUCAUUUAAUAAGACAUACAAGAACUCAUACAGGAGAGAAACCAUUUCAGUGUUUGGAAUGUCUUAAAAGCUUCUCAGCCAAGUCCAAUUUAGUAUCACACAUGAGAAUUCAUACAGGGGAAAAACCAUUCCACUGUUCAGUGUGUCUAAAAGGUUUCUCAGAUAAAUCCCCGCUAAAGAAACACUUGAGAAUUCAUACAGGAGAGAAACCAUACCAGUGUUCAGUAUGUCUGAAGUACUUUAAUCAAAAAUCUCAUUUAUUAGGACAUAGUAAAGUUCAUACAGGAGAGAAACCACAUCAAUGUGCAGUGUGUCUGAAAUACUUCUCAGUAAAAUCUUGUGUAGUAACACAUAUGAGAAUUCAUACAGGAGAGAAACCAUACCAGUGUUCUACAUGUUCAAAAGCUUUUUCCGAUAGAUCAUCUCUAUCAAAACACAUGAAAAUUCAUACUGGAGAGAAACCAUAUCAGUGUACAGAGUGUCCAAAAAACUUUUUACUCAAGUCUUGUUUAGUAAGUCACCUGAGAGUUCAUACAGGAGAAGCACCAUAUCAGUGUUCAGAAUGUCUUAAGGUCUUUAAGCAAAAAUGCCAAUUAAACACACACAUGAGAGUUCAUACAGGUGAAAAACCACAUCAUUGCUCAGUAUGUCUGAAAGACUUUAAACAAAAAUCUCAUUUAGCAAAACACAUGAAGAUUCAUGCUUAAUAAUUUUCUUGAAAAAACCACCCAGCAAGUAAAACAAGUUUGUAAACGAUAGAAACCUUAGCUAAUAGCUCAUGAGUUAUGUAGCCUGAUAAAGGAACACUACAUGUAAUGACUGAUGAUAACUCUACAAACAAUUCAGUCACUGAAGGUGGAAUGAGAUCAAACUGGAUUGCAUCUCCAUUAGUAAUGUGCCUCAGCAAUUAAGUGCACUUUCGUUUCCAUAGUUCUGAGUAAUUUGUGUCUUUUGACACUGAGCAAAUUUUGCAUUCCAUGUUUUGGGACCUUCCUCUCCAUUAAAUGUAUUCUUGACUUAUUUAUAGCUGGUGACUUGGAAUAAGUAUUGUAUCAUGGCUUGUCAUUUGUAUGAUUUUUCUCAUGUUCUUAAAUCUUGUAGUUAUUUGCUUAUUUAUGGGUUGUGGCUUGAGACAAAUUUUGGAUCCUGUUUUGUGGGCUGUGUCUUGUGGAACCUUGUUGCUUUCAGACUAUUUUUGACUGAUUUCUUGGUUUUGAUUAAGAAUAUGUAUACAGUAGGGCCCAUCUUAUACGGCGGGUUAGGUUCCAGGCUGUCACUGGAAAGCAGACAUCACCGGAAGGCAGAAUGCCAAUUUUUUCCAUUUAUAAAUGCAUAUAAAUACCAGACAACAAGUUUACACUAAAUUAUAUUAAGUUAGUAAUAGAACCAGGCAUUAAAAACACACAAAGUAAAAUACAUUCACAGUAAAUUCAUUACUUAUCUUAAAGUAUUUGUAAUCUUAAUGUAGGGAGAGAAGUGAGUAGUACUUAUUUGUAGGAAGUCAGGUGCAGGUAGCCCAGGUGUAGGUAGCCCUGACUCCCCGUCUCAUACUUAAUAUACGAUAUUUAAAACAUCCCAGAGAGGUAAAAUACACAUACAGUACACUCAUUAUUUACCUUAAAAUAUGUGUAGUCUUAAUAUAGGAAGAGAGGUGAGUAGUAUUUAUUUGUAGGAAGUCAGUGUAGGUAGCUGGUAGGUGUAGCCCGCCUGGGCUACACCUACCGGCUACCUACACUGUGGCCCAGAGCCAUAUUAUUAACAUCGACAUACCUUGUUCACUGAAUUUAAUCAUUUCUAACAACUACCUUUAGAUGCCAUCAUAAAUGAAGGUAGAAGUAAUGAAUAAUUCAUGCCGAAAAUUGUAAACAAAAGCGGAGUGAGGGAGUGGCUGGGCCAAACGCAGAUUCAUAAACGUUUUCUCUGAUGGCUGAGCAGAGAAAACGUAAUGUUGUCCCUCCACCCAGCUACCACACAGGUCCACAAAUAUUAUUAUCAGAGCACUCAUAAAAUAUGCAAUAAAUGCCAGACAACAAGUUUACACUAACUUAUAUUAAGUUAGCAAUAGAAAUAGGCAUUAAAAACUCAAUAAAAGUUAAGAUACACAAAGAGUACACUUAUUACUUACCUUAAAAUAUUAAUAUUAAUGUGUGAGAGGUGAGUGGCUGGGUGUUUAUUGAAUAAAAUCAGAAUGGCACACCAUCAUCCUCUAACUUGGCACUCAAAGCAAGAAGCUUAUGACUUCUCUUUUUAUCACAGCUAACCUUAGACGCCAUCGUCAGUGAGAGCCAACUAGUUAACGAAAGAGUAAAUGAGAGAGAGAACGAGAUACAGAGUUGAGACAAUGUAAGAACACAAACUGAACAGGUAGUGGACGAUCACUUGGUCAGGCGAAAUAAAUGCGUAUUAACCCUUUGACUGCCGCAACCCCCAAUCCUGAGGUGUCUCCUGGUGUCGCAAAAUUUAAAAAAAAAAAAAAAAAUAUUUUUUCUUAUGAAAUGAUAGAGAAUCUUUUCCCGAUUGUAAUGACACCAAAAAAAACGAAAUUUGAUGGAAAACUGACGGAAUUAUGCUCUCGCGAAGUUAGCGACCUCGGCGCUGUUUACAAAUCGGCGAUUUUGCCCACUUUGUGCCCUAUUUUCGGCUAAUUCCAUUGUUCCAGUCGCCCAAACUCAUAGCUAUUUCUUUAGAACUACAUUUUUUCUAUCGAUUGAGUACAAGAAACUGCCUAUUUACCGAUUUCAACUACCUAAUAAUGUGGUCAGAAAUUUGCAAUUUGGCCAAUUUCACGAAAACUAAAAAAUAUGACAAUUUCAAAAUAAGGUCCAGAAUGAACAAUGCAGACAUUCCUGGCUCUAAAAUAACAUUUUGUUUGCUCAUCAGUCAUGUCUCCAGGCCCCUCUGAUAUUACUCUUGCUUUCUAUUUUGAAUUUUUAUUCAAACAAAAAAUAGAAGACUUACUAUUAUGCAGACUACUGCAAUACUGUAAUAAUUGUAUAAAUAACAUCAACCCAUUCAUGGGUGCAUAUUAGAAUGGCUAGUUGGACAUUUAUUGGACAAUGGCAUCAUUUGUUUACUUUUGAACAAAGUCAAACAUUUCCCCUACUUUGAGCUCCAUUUCUAGGUUCUUUUUAUAGUAAAAUCAAUCAAAAUCACCUCUAUUUCUAUAAUAUGUUUUCCAUUCUAUCAAAGGAGACCAAGAAAACGAGAAUACAGCUAUAAAUACUAUACGAAAAUAGACCACAAAGUCGGCAUUUUAAUUAAAAAAAACGGUCGGAGUUUUUUUUUUUCUCAUUAUGCACUGCGUGCUCUAGGAUUUUUUUUAUAUGGUGCACACUGACCACACAGACCCAUUCUCUCACAUGUGGGCUUACCAGCUUUCUCCUGCUUGAUUUGAAGCCGCUAGAAUUUAUGAGUAUAUAUACAGUGGUCCCUCGCUUUUCGUAGUUCUCGGCAAUCGUAAAUUUCGCCAAUCAUAGGGGUAUUUUCGUAUAAACAUGGACUCGCUUUUCAUAGGUUGACUCGCGAAUAGUAGUUCGUCCAGGACGCUUACGCACCGUGUGAGCUGAGGAGGCCUCCCUACCCAGCCAGUGUGGCAUUGUUUACCAGUGAGUGAAGGUCCCCUCAAGUGCUCCUACGAAAUAUUUCAUAAUAUUCCACUCAUUUUAGUGCUUGCAAGUACUAAAUAAGCUACCAUGGCUCCAAAGAAAGCUCCUAGUGCCAAGCCUGUGGUAAAGAAGGUGAGAAAUAUGUACAGUGACAUAGUCUUGUACCAUUUUAGGGAAGUGUUAAAGAGACGCCAGAAACAGAGCUCUCUCCACAGUUACUUUGCAAGACAAGACUAGAGUGACUCUCAAGGUGGUCCUUGUGGCAUUAAGAAACAGAGAAGAGAAGCAACCCCAGAGAAGCAAUUGGUACCUGAGGUGUUGCUGGAAGGGGAUUCCCCUUCCAAACUGUAAACAAUCCAAUCUCUCUCCUCCUCCAGUCUCCCAUACACUAAGAAGAAUCUCCAAUAAAGGUAAGUGUUAUGCUGUUAAUGUUUCAUUCAUCAUUUCCCAUUGUACUGUUUAUGUACUACAUGU
Messenger RNA from Cherax quadricarinatus, 6798 nucleotides. RefSeq names its product zinc finger protein 271. Lineage: Eukaryota; Metazoa; Arthropoda; Malacostraca; Decapoda; Parastacidae. The record is from RefSeq and is a predicted model, not a curated record.